Messenger RNA from Linnemannia hyalina, 3174 nucleotides. The record is from the annotation of a GenBank genome assembly. Lineage: Eukaryota; Fungi; Mortierellomycota; Mortierellomycetes; Mortierellales; Mortierellaceae.
AUGAGCGCCUUCGUGACCUGCUCUUACACCCCUCCCCCUCCCACCAAACCAUCCGAGAGGUCUAUGCUUGUGGCCAUCGAUCAUCCUAUUGCUGCAACUCCUCUCCCUCCCUCCUCCCCCUCUUCUUCCAUAGCCCAGACUCAACGGCCAAGGUCCUCCUCGUCGGGAAAGACCCUUACCUCCCUUUCGACCACUUCCUGCCAGCAACUACAACAACAACACCAUCAACCACCUCAGAUCCGUUACUGCUAUUUCAUCUCUGCCUCUGCCGCAUCCGCGGCUUCAGCUUCGACUAGUAUCUCGAGAGAUCCCUCACUCAGCAGAAAAUCGAUCUACCUCACACCUCACGUUCAAGAACCCAUGGACGCUUCGCCAAACUGCACUCAGCCCCGGUCCCGCCCCGCCAAGGAGCCUGCUCCAUCUGCGUUCGUCCUAGGACCUCACCCUCCUCAAAUCCAGCUUCAGUUCCUCGAAAACGAACCUCUUCCUCCACCUUCCUCCUCUGAGCCGAUUCUGUCGAUCGAUACACCCACCCAUCACAAGGAGCUGUCGGAUGUUGUCCUAGUCGAGCGAAAGGAUAGUGGCUACGGCGGUUCUGUUUCCAGAAGUUCCUCUCUCGCAGCCUUUGGAAGGGGUAUCCGUAAGGUCUUUUGGCGCACUUCUUCCAAGGGAUCCGUCGAGUCGAUUGUGGUGACUGAGGCUCCGGUCUUAGAUUGCGACAUUCCCCAGGAUGUUCUUGACCAUGAAGGAUGGGCACAGGAUCUGGCCCAACGAUUGAGCCUUGCCUCCGGCCCCGAGGCUGUUACCAACUGGCUUGGACAGCUGCCUGUCGAUGGCACUACGGCCGAUGAGAUGUCCUCUGGUGUUUUAAACGUGUUGAACUUGCCUGAGGGAUCCGCUUCGGCCGAAAGCCUCCAGGAGAUGAUCGAGGAGUUCAUCUUCAUGGCCCCUGGCCCAGUCAAUGCAUCUACGACUCCAACGCCGACGAUUGCGCUCCUGGACGACUUCAAUGUCUUCACCGUUCUUCCUCCCUCAGCCUCAUCGACGCCACCACCUCCUGCUCCUGUUGAGAAGACUUUGCGACCUGUCCUUUCGAUCGAACAACUGAACAAACCUCAGCCCCCCUUGCCAGCUGUUUCCUUCGAUCACAAACCCGUUCCUGCUACGCCUACCCAGGCACGACUAACCAACAAUGGUUCAUCUCCUCUCAGCACUCUUGCCCGCAAGUUCACUCAAGCUGCAGACCUUGGCUUUGGAAAGAACGCCUCCGGUAGCAGGCAAUCGACAUUGUCGUCUCGUCAACGCAACAGUGUCCAGCAGCACUUCCAGCACGCCGCUAGCGAGGCAACCCUUUCCCAGCCGACCCGAACCUCGAGGGAUAGACGGUUGUCCGGCAACAACAUCGAGACCUUGAUGGAUGAGCGUCCUGUCUCCCCUUCGGCUUUGGUCAUGUCUCCAGAUGAGGAGGAUGAGGUUCAAGGUGACUCGUAUGUUACUGCCAAGCCCAACUCCAAGACCAGUCGGUUCUUCAAGUCGUUGACGGCAUCGUCUGUGGCCGAGCUCAAGAAGCGUCAGAACGAGAUGCGUCCGCUAUCGGAGGUACUUCUUUCCGACUCCAAUCUCAGCCCCGAAGAGAUUUCGGCCGAAAUAGUGACCGCAUCGCGCAGUUCGUCGCUUCGUUCCACGCCCAUGCGAAGACCUAUCCCCAAAUGGGAUGAAACCACGCGUGAAGAAAGAGGACACUCUGACUCCUUUUCGCUGGCACCUCCUGUGCCAUUGUUCUACAAGAGUACAGCUUCAAGUGCCUCUUCACUGGGCGAGACCUCCUCUUGUGGAUCUGUCGAGUCCUCUGCUGACGAGUGGGAAGGACCCAGUCAAAUGACCAAGCACGCUCUGGAACAGAACGCCCGUUACAACGCUGACCUCAAGGGUCUCCAGGAUAUGCUCUACCAGGGCAGCGCGCGUCCUCAAUCCACCCCUGCCCACUCAGCCAACACCUCGACUGGCUCUUUGGUUCUACCCUCAGUGUCUGCUACGCCUAACCGAAAGGAUACAAAGGCAGCCAAGGGUACCUCUAAGAAGGACGACUACAUGAGCCAUCGCAUGAGCGCCUGUUCUCCCAAGCUUCUCCCCGUCCCAGACAAGAACAAGUCUCGUCCCAAGAGUCGUCUAAGCAUGACCUAUGGCGGAGGCGAACUGGAAAUUGUCAAGCAUGCCAAGUUCGACACACCCGAGGCCAUUGCCCGAAACAAGGAGAUCCGCAAGUUUAUUUCACAGGAGAUUUAUACCACCGAGCUCAACUACGUCCAGUACCUGCGUACAAUCCAGGAGGUCUUUGUUGACCCUUUGUUCCGAUCUCUCGAGAGCGACAAGCCAUUUAUACCCCGGGCCAACCCCCUUUACCAGCUGUUAGCUCACAUCUCGACCUUGUCGGACGUCGCAAGCCAGAUCACCCAGAGUCUGGAGGUUUGUGUUCGUGAUGAGGUCUGGUCCGAUGAGCUGAGCAUGGUCGGCACGAUCUUUUUGGACAUCAAGGAGCCUCUGUCAAUCUUCUUGAAGUAUGGCCAGUCCUAUGGCAAGGGCAUGAAGGCGCUGAGGACGUUGAUGAAGUCCAAGCGGGCCACGAUCUCCAUCGCCAAUGCCUCGGUCGCCUCGUCUACCGCCAACACCCCAGUCAGCACCCUUUCCAGUGGAUCCAACACGUUGGCCGUGCCAGGAGGUCCUCGCAUGGACAAGCGUCGUUCGCUGCCUUCGAUCUUUGCCCUCAAUGGCACCGCAGCCCACCAGUCCCUCAUGGGAUCGAGCUGGUCGACCGCCAGCAAUGGUUCGACUAACUCGACGACUCCAACCACCUUGAGCAACGUCAAGGAUGGAGCCAAGCCCCGCAGCAGCCACGGAAUGAUGGCAGCGGGAGCAUCGGCCGAGUCGGCCGAGUACGACGCCUUUAUCCGCAACUGCGUCGGCGGCAAAGAGACGACCAGCCGAUUCAGUUUGGCGGAUCUGUUGAUCCUCCCUAUUCAGCGAGUGACCCGGUAUUGCCUUCUGUUAAAGGACCUGAAGCGCCACACUGCUGUUGAACACCCCGACUAUGUCUGCCUCGUCCAUGCCCUUGAGCAGUUGCACACCCUGGCCCUUGCGACCAACAACGUGCAGCCCUCCUCGUUGCGCCUGUAA